AUGAGCAGAAUCUCAUCUGUUGCCAUAUCGUGCCUCAAGGAGCUCAAAGUCAUCACGUCUUCCGAUGAUUUGAAUGUAUACAGCGCUGAUGUCCCGCAAACACUUUGGCAAGAUGAGCUAGGACGCUUGCGAGUCUGGGCUGCCAAUAUAGGUGCUCACCAAGUUGGCCAGUCUUCCUUGGACCAUCGACUCCGCGAUGCAUCUCAUAUCAAAGACCAGACUCUGCGAGUUCUGAGAAGGUUACAAAGGGUGAUACAGGAUCUUCAUGAUGCGCUCCAGAUGGAAAGUGUAUCCGAGGAUUUUUCAGAUUCGGAGGAUGAGGCGGGCGAAAAAUCAGAGGUUCAGAUAAUCUAUCAAGACCUUCACGAUACGAUCAGCAAUCUCUUUCAGUUAUCAAUGAUCAUUCGAAAACCCGCGCAGCACGACCGACUCUGGGGAACAAAGCGGUCCGAUGCUGCUGGCUUUGAACCUUUCGAUCGGCAACAUGUGCUCAACAAGUAUCCGCAAGCAGAGGCUAGUGUGUUAGAUUGCCUUGGACUAGCUAUCUCACAGCGAAGAGCUAUUCUUCGGUACCGCGAACGACACCAUAUAAAACUUGGGAAAGGCCUCGGUCAAGCUAUUGAGGACCAAUCUGAUGCAGUCUCGACCAACAUCUCAGACACAGUUGCAACCAGUUUUAUCGAAAAGCCUACAACUCAUGUUGAGUUUGACUCUCAAUCAUUCAUCUCUCAAACUUCAUAUGCCCAGACUUUGCUGAGCGGUGAGGAGGGCAUGGUCCUACCGCCGCCUCCCACCGAGGCCGACAAUGGGACUCCAUUUGAAUGCCCAUACUGCUUCGUGAUAAUCAGUAUCUCGGGCGAAAAGGCAUGGGCCCGUCAUGUCUUCAACGAUCUCAUGCCGUACAUUUGUGUGUUUUCAGAUUGCUCAACACCACAUCGUCUUUACGAAAGUCGCCGUGAAUGGUAUUUCCAUUUGCACAAUCAACAUGCUGUCCCCAACGACCCCGGAAGCUACUUCAAUUGCCCUCUUUGCUCGUCACCGGUUGGAACUGGUAAGCAGUUUGAAAGACACGUUGCCAGGCACUUGGAGGAACUCGCGUUAUUUGCUCUACCACGCUCUCAGCCAGAAGUCAACGCUUCUCAAUCCGACCGGGAAUCAACAAGAGGAAUGAUGUUUGACACAGACUCUGAUUCUGACCAAGACUCGCUGCAGCGAGUUCAUGAGUACACAAAUGAGCAGUUCAACUUAGAUGCGGAAAGUCCUGGAAUUGUCCCUGCUUCUCUCGGAUCCCCCGUCAUCGACAAGGUGAUCUCGGACUCAAUUGCGCCCGACGAAGAAGAGAUUUACACCAUCAAAUGCAUAUGUUUGUUCUAUGAUGAUGAUGGUAACACGGUCUACUGCGAAGAGUGUGAUACGUGGCAGCACAUCGUCUGUUAUUACCCAGACAAGCGGGUGCCGGAUGUGCACAACUGCGUUGACUGUAAGCCUCGCCCGUUGGAUGCCCGGCGCGCAGCUAAGCAUCAACACGAACGGCGGAUCCGAGAACGGAGUGUGAACGAUGACCGUGAGAAGCGCUCCAGUGGUGAUGAACCAAUGGACACAAGUGAUGACGGAGACAUAACGUCCUUCUCGAACACGCCUGGAGUACCGUCUUUGGUUCUUAAUCCAAGUAAUCCAAGCAACAUUCGCAAAGUUAGCAAAGGAUGGUUUGAAAUGCCAUUCACGAUGUUCUGCACGACUUGCAAACCACAUAGCCGUAUCGGGCGAGGUACCCGCUUCCUCGCUGAACAAGAAACACUGCAUGCCCGCGUCCAUUCUGAACGACAAGGAGUGAAUGAUCAAGACGAAUCUCCAAAUUAUAGAUGGGUCAUGCAACAUUCGGCGUGUGAGGGCUGGAUUGAGAUUCGGGCAAAUUCGGAUGAUCCCAUACCUAAGGGGAAGUACACGAUCAUCGCUGGUGGGUAUGCGAUGCCAGAACCAAUAUCCGGGGAACCACCCAGGAGAAGCUUCACGAAGGAGAAUCCCACAAGGCAUAUCAUAUUCAUCGACCCGAUGAAAAAUCAAUUUGAGUUUCCUGUUGAGCAAUGCUCCACUUGGCAGGUAUGA
Messenger RNA from Penicillium daleae, 2106 nucleotides. RefSeq lists its product as uncharacterized. NCBI's taxonomy places the organism in Eukaryota, Fungi, Ascomycota, Eurotiomycetes, Eurotiales, Aspergillaceae. The transcript has 2 exons. The record is from RefSeq and is a predicted model, not a curated record. Bases 1 to 2106 code for a protein of 701 amino acids.